AUGGGUUCGUCAAGUCGACUAGGUUUCCUGGGACUUAUCCUGCUUCUUACGACAGUUGAAAUCAAUGCUGGCUACUGGAUGUGUGAUUGGGUUAAUAAUCGCGGUUGGGUAUACUGCGAACGUGGUUAUUGCAAUAGUUUUGGUCGCAAACGAAAUCUCGAUAUUGUUCGACAAAAAAUGGAUUUCAUCCAAAAUGACGAUGGUGUUUUUUGUGCAAACAAGCAAUUUUGCUUUGCAUGCCGCCCUAUUGAUGAUGGCUCAUGUUAUUUAACCCUUUUACAGAAUUAUUCUCCUUCGAGUGAUUCAAAAUUAUACAAGAAAAGAUCGGAAGAAGCUUGUGGAUAA
Messenger RNA from Adineta ricciae, 345 nucleotides. The record is from the annotation of a GenBank genome assembly. NCBI's taxonomy places the organism in Eukaryota, Metazoa, Rotifera, Eurotatoria, Adinetida, Adinetidae.